This is a messenger RNA of Monopterus albus (swamp eel), 1703 nucleotides long. RefSeq names its product trans-2,3-enoyl-CoA reductase b (gene tecrb). Gene Ontology annotation, biological process: very long-chain fatty acid biosynthetic process. NCBI's taxonomy places the organism in Eukaryota, Metazoa, Chordata, Actinopteri, Synbranchiformes, Synbranchidae. The record is from RefSeq and is a predicted model, not a curated record. The transcript is spliced from 13 exons. Gene Ontology annotation, molecular function: oxidoreductase activity, acting on the CH-CH group of donors. The coding region runs from base 164 to 1096 and encodes 310 amino acids.
UUGGUCCACACUCCAGUACAGUAGGUGGCAGUAAUGCACCUUAAACGGGCAUGUAAACCGCAAUUAAGCCCCCGAAGAAGAAGUGGAAUCCGAAGAAGGCUACUCUGUUACCAUUGUAUUACUCACCUGUGAUAUCGAGGAUAGAAAGGUGCUAGCUGGCAAGAUGAAGCACUACGAGGUGGAGAUACUGGAUGCCAAGACCAAGGACAAGCUCUGCUUCCUAGACAAGGUCGAGCCAAAUGCCACUAUCGGGGAGAUCAAAUCUAUGUUUCACAAGAGCCAUCCUCAGUGGUAUCCAGCCAGACAGUCCAUUCGCCUCGACCCCAAGGGAAAGUCUCUGAAGGAUGAGGAUGUUCUACAGAAUCUUCCUGUGGGAACCACAGCAACCUUCUACUUCAGAGACCUGGGAGCUCAGAUCAGCUGGGUCACAGUCUUUCUGACAGAGUAUACCGGUCCUCUGGUCAUUUAUCUGUUGUUCUACUUCAGGGUUCCCUUCAUCUACGCACCCAAAUAUGACUUUACUACCAGUAAACACUGGGUGGUACAAUCUAAGCUCAAAAGCUACCCAGCUACUAGUUGUAGCUUCAUAGUUUGUGUACAGACACUGUUUGUCCAUCGCUUCUCUCAUGGAACAAUGCCAUUACGCAACAUCUUUAAGAACUGUACCUACUACUGGGGCUUCGCAGCAUGGAUGGCCUAUUACAUCAACCACCCGCUGUAUACACCACCCAUCUACGGGGAGCAACAGAUCAGACUAGCCCUCAUUGUAUUCUUGUUCUGUCAGAUUGGAAACUUUUCCAUCCACAUUGCUCUUCGGAACCUACGUCCACCAGGCUCUAAGACCAGGAAGAUUCCCUACCCAACCAAGAACCCUUUCACCUGGAUCUUCCUGCUGGUCUCUUGCCCCAACUACACCUAUGAGCUGGGCUCUUGGGUUGGCUUCACACUGAUGACCCAGUGCCUGCCGGUGGCUUUCUUCACCUUGGUGGGUUUCAUCCAGAUGACCGUGUGGGCUAAGGGGAAGCACCGCAGCUACCUGAAGGAGUUCCGUGACUACCCUCCUCUCCGAUCACCCAUACUGCCCUUCAUCCUGUAGAGGAUUACUUAACCCCUCCUUCAUGGUCUCUGUGGGAGUCGAGCGCCUACACCCUACCCCUAACUGAGAGGGUGCGCUUCCUUUAAUCUACACUGGAACUUAUUAGACUGACAAACCCACAAAUUUUCUCUUUUCCUGUCUCAUCCUAAAUUCCUGUAUGAGUGAAAAAUGUAAAACACUGUGCUUGCUUGAAUUCUUUUUGUUGUUGUUUUAUUGACCACAAACUCAUUGUGCUUGGUUAACUGACUUGCCUGCAUUUCAGCUCCUGGAGCCAUCCUCACCUGCCAACUACAGUGUAUACUGUGAUAUGUUAUCUAAUGUUUUUGGCACUGAAUUUGCAUCUGAUAUUUAGCAAGUCUUAAACUGUUGAGUUAGGAUAUCUAUAAUUCUAAAUUUGAAACCAUAACACUUGACAUCAGGACUAAUUUAUUAAAAAAGGAAAUCAAAAUGUUUCUUUGCUCAGUUUUAUGAAUAGUUUCUCUGAUCUGUGGGUGAUCGAUAAGACAAACUGCUCAUGUAAAGAUUUUAAGUGUAUAAAGUGAACAAUUAGGUGAGGUCAUGCAAAGGAUUACUGAAUGGUUUGAUGGUAAUAAAACCAGGACUGUAA